AUCGUAUAUAUUAAGGAGACAGUUCCUCUAAAUACAUAUUAAUUAGUUUCGGCACUAUUUGUGCUAACUAGCUAUACGUGUUAACGCUAAUGAACGCUAGCAAUCUAGCCAGCAUGCAACGUUAGCUAACCGAAGAGCUAAUGUAAGAUAAGGAUAAUCACCUUUGUUGGCCAAGAAAAUGAGCAGCUCCGAGGAGGUGUCCUGGAUAUCCUGGUUUUGUGGACUGAGAGGGAAUGAGUUCUUCUGUGAGGUUGAUGAGGACUACAUCCAGGACAAGUUUAACCUGACAGGUUUGAAUGAGCAGGUGCCUCACUACCGCCAGGCUCUGGACAUGAUUCUUGACCUGGAGCCAGAUGAAGAACUCGAAGAUAACCCCAACCAGAGUGACCUGAUAGAGCAGGCAGCAGAGAUGCUCUAUGGGCUUAUACAUGCACGUUACAUCCUCACAAACAGAGGCAUUGCGCAGAUGUUGGAAAAAUAUCAACAAGGGGACUUUGGUUAUUGCCCUCGAGUCUAUUGUGAGAAUCAGCCAAUGCUUCCUAUUGGUUUGUCAGAUAUCCCAGGAGAAGCUAUGGUGAAGCUUUACUGCCCAAAAUGCAUGGACGUAUACACCCCUAAAUCCUCUAGACACCACCACACAGAUGGAGCCUAUUUUGGAACAGGGUUCCCCCACAUGCUGUUCAUGGUGCACCCAGAGUAUCGUCCAAAGCGACCAGCCAACCAGUUUGUGCCGAGGCUCUAUGGUUUCAAAAUUCACCCCAUGGCCUAUCAACUCCAACUUCAGGCUGCAUCAAGUUUCAAGAGCCCAGUCAAGUCAAUUCGCUAGAACUCAACUUUGAUGAAGACCCUGGACUCAAAGACUUUGUUGUUUACUACUUGUUUGAAUCAUUGGAUUAUGAAUUCCCAAUAAAUGCCUGUACAGUUCUCACCAA
Monopterus albus (swamp eel) is the source of this 932-nucleotide messenger RNA. Its product is annotated as casein kinase II subunit beta. The transcript is spliced from 7 exons. Gene Ontology annotation, cellular component: cytoplasm; protein kinase CK2 complex. The record is from RefSeq and is a predicted model, not a curated record. Gene Ontology annotation, molecular function: protein kinase regulator activity. Lineage: Eukaryota; Metazoa; Chordata; Actinopteri; Synbranchiformes; Synbranchidae. The coding region runs from base 179 to 826 and encodes 215 amino acids.